AUGUCUCGGGAAAUGAAGAAAAACAUAAUUGAACAUCUGGAAGGGUUAAAAUUAUCAUUCAAAAAAUACUUUUCCAAACCUGAAAAAGAAAACAAUUGGAUUUCAAAUCCUUUUAAUGAAGAAUUCUUUCAAGAAGCUACAUCUUUAUCUAUCGUAGAAAAAGAAAACUUGAUAGAACUUUCAUGUGACACAACUUUAAAAAAUGAGUUCAAAAGAAAACAACUUAUUAAUUUUUGGGUAGAUAUUAGAAACGAAUAUAAGCGACUCUCUGACAAGGCAAUUGAGUUCCUAUUGCCAUUUAUUAGUACGGAGUUGGUCGAAAGAGCGUUUUCUUCAUAUAUUUUUAUUAAAAAUAAGUAUAGAAAUAAACUAAACGCAGCUCCAGAUUUAAGAUUAUAUCUCGCAUCAUUUGAACCUGACAUUAAAAAACUAUGUAAUUUGAAACAAGGUCAAGGAUCUCACUAA
Metopolophium dirhodum (rose-grain aphid) is the source of this 465-nucleotide messenger RNA. RefSeq names its product protein FAM200A-like. NCBI's taxonomy places the organism in Eukaryota, Metazoa, Arthropoda, Insecta, Hemiptera, Aphididae. The record is from RefSeq and is a predicted model, not a curated record. The coding region runs from base 1 to 465 and encodes 154 amino acids. The transcript has a single exon.